AGGAAGAGGAGGUGGAGGAAGUGGUGGAGGAUGGGUUAGGAGUUCUGGUGGAGGUCUGUAAACGGUAGACACCGUCAGCGGCUGUUACGUCUGGGUUGCGGCUCAUGCCUGUCGGUGUGACCACAACACCUGUCACAGGGCUCUGUGAUGUAACAGGCUGGACUGGACAUGCUGUAUGUGGGAAACAGGUGACGCAUCAGAGGGUUUGUUUGGCUUUGAUGCUUCUGCCUUCAAUUCCAAACUUUUCUUCCGAUAUUAAGAGUGAUUUCUGUGUCUGGCUGUGUGGUUGUGGUUCUAGGGUAGUGGGCUGUGAGGUUGUGGUUCUAGGGUAGUGUGGUUGUGGUUCUAGGGUAGUGGGCUGUGUGGUUGUGGUUCUAGGGUAGUGGGCUGUGAGGUUGUGGUUCUAGAUAAAGGGGUAGUGUGUUUCUGACAGCGCUGGAGCUAAACCUCACUGGGUGGGUGCUGGAGACCAUCUGUUCUGUCACAGGUCUGGGUUGUUCUUAGGCCAGCAGCAGCAUUUGAAGCCAUGCGUGAAUACAGCUAGCCUAAUCCUAAUCUGAUUAUCCAGACAGCCCUCAUCGCUACUACUUCUCUGAACCUGUUAGGGUUCAAAACAGUCAACUCAGCAGGUAACACAAGAUUUUCUGUCACUGACUGAUUUUUUUCUGAAGGCUGUCCUUCAUGUUGACAGGUUAGAACACUUGAGGGCGAUCUACCUUAACUUUCAGUGGCCUGAUUCACACCCCUGAACAGUUGGUGGCUAAUGUUAAUAACGAGUUAUUGUCUAAUCUUGUCUUCGACCUCACACGCAUGAUUGUUCAGGGUAGUUCUGUGUGGAGUGUUCAGGGUAGUUCUGUGUUCUGUGGAGUGUUCAGGGUAGUUCUGAGUUCUGUGGAGUGUUCAGGGUAGUUCUGAGUUCUGUGGAGUGUUCAGGGUAGUUCUGUGUUCUGUGGAGUGUUCAGGGUAGUUCUGAGUUCUGUGGAAUGUUCAGGGUAGUUCUGAGUUCUGUGGAGUUUUCAGGGUAGUUCUGAGUUCUGUGUGGAGUGUUCAGGGUAGUUCUGUGGAGUGAGGCGGAGCUGAGCCGGCACAGAGGAAGUGAGGCGGACCAUAACAAACAAGGCCUGAUAAAACCAAGACUAUUGUUCCCCAGAGGUGGAAGGAAGCAGCUAAACAACAUUCCUUGUUGACAGACCCGAGAGUAGGGAGAGAGAGCGACAAGAAGGAGAGUUGGAGGGGAAAGUUAACAGGGAGAGAGAGAGAUGUUGGGUUUAGCCAGUGGGUUCCCUGGGUUCUCCUCAGCUCCACAUAUAGAACAGUUAGCAGGGUCAGUGUGGUUUGUGUCUCAUGCUAAUGCUAGCUAGCUGUUGUGGAACCAGUAAACCAACUGGAUUAUGGAUAGGAUUAUGGGUUACUGAAGCCAGGGCUAUUGACAUACAACUCUGAAUAUAACUGAAAACCAUGAUUGAAUGGAGUUGGAAAAGAAGUGGACUUUGAGUUCUGAGGACUUGAACUUGAUACCCAGGAUGGAGGCGUCCUGUCUGGAGCUGGCUCUGGAGGGGGAGCGGCUGUGUAAGGUGGGGGACUAUCAGGCGGGCGUGUCCUUCUUUGAGGCGGCCAUCCAGGUGGGCACGGAGGACCUGCAGGUGCUGAGCGCCAUCUACAGCCAGCUGGGGAACGCAUACUUCCACCUGCACAACUACACCAAGGCCCUGGAGUACCACCACCACGACCUGACCCUGACCAGAACAAUAGGAGAUCUGCUGGGGGAGGCCAAGGCCAGCGGUAACCUUGGCAACACACUGAAGGUGCUGAGGCGGUUUGAGGAGGCGGUGGUGUGCUGUCAGAGACACCUGGACAUCGCCAGAGACCUGCACGACAAGGUGGGCCAGGCGCGGGCGCUGUAUAACUAUGGCAACGUGUUCCACGCCAAGGGGAAGAGUAUCUGCUGGAGUGGGGCGGAGCCUGGAGACUUCCCCGAUGACGUCAUGACCGCCCUCAGGAAUGCUGCCGAAUACUACGAGGCUAACCUGUCCAUAGUGAAGGAGCUGGGAGACCGGGCCGCCCAGGGCAGAACCUACGGUAACCUGGGCAACACGCACUACCUGCUGGGAAACUUCCGGAAGGCAGUGGCCUCCCAUGAACAGCGCCUCCUGAUCGCUAAGGAGUUUGGGGAUCGCUCCGCAGAGAGGAGGGCCUACUGUAACCUUGGCAACGCCUACAUCUUCCUGGGAGAGUUUGAGGUGGCAGCCGAGCACUACAAGAGGACUCUGCAGUUGGCCAGGCAGCUGCAGGACCGUGCGGUGGAGGCCCAGGCCUGCUACAGCCUGGGCAACACCUACACCCUGCUGCAGGACUACGAGAGAGCCAUCGACUACCACCUCAAACACCUCAUCAUAGCCCAGGACCUGAACGACAGGAUUGGUGAAGGCCGUGCGUGCUGGAGUCUGGGGAACGCCCACACCGCCCUGGGGAACCACGACCAGGCCAUGCACUUCGCUGAGAAACAUCUGGAGAUCUCCAGAGAAACGGGAGACCGCAGUGGGGAGCUCACUGCUAGGAUGAACGUGUCAGAUCUUCAGAUGGUCCUGGGGCUGAGCUACAGCACCAACAACUCCAACCUUUCUGAGAACAAGGAGAUCGAUUACAACAUGCAUGGAGCUCGGCCCAGGAUGGGCAGGAGACACAGCAUGGAGAACCUGGAACUGAUGAAGCUCACACCUGACAACAAGAUCAAUGGUCAGAAGUGGACCAGUGCCACCCUGACCAAGCAGUCCAAGCAGUCCAAGCCGUCGCUGGGGAAGAGCUCGUCCAAGCUGUUCUUCGUGAGCCGACUGCGGGGGAAGAAGCACAAGGAGGGGGGGUCCAGCAAGGUGCUGCAGGACACGUCCAACACCCAGGAGGCCAGCCUGCAGCCCACACAAGGCCCAAACAAGCGUUCCAGUCCUGACCUUCUGGGAGACGAGGGUUUCUUCGACCUGCUCAGUCGUUUCCAGAGCAACCGCAUGGACGACCAGCGCUGCUCAGUCCAGGACAAGAGCCGCAUGUCACUGGCCUCCGAGCCGGACACGCCCCCUCCCGCCAUCAGGAAAUCUGUAUCAGAGUCAGCGGCGGUCUCUAGCCUUGGCUCCGCCCCCCAGGCUCGGCGGUUAGAGGCGGCCGGGGGCACGGGGGGCAGUCUGCCUGGCCUUCGGCUCACCCAGCAGUGCAGCCAGGCAGUCCUGAACCACCUCAUGGCCAGCGACUCCGAGCCUGACGACGACUUCUUCGACAUGCUCGUCAAGUGCCAGGGCUCCCGUCUGGACGACCAGCGCUGCGCCCCCCCUCCCGCCCGCGGCCCCACAGUCCCAGACGAGGACUUUUUCAGCCUCAUCAUGCGCUCACAGGCCAAGCGCAUGGACGAGCAGCGCGUCACCCUGCCCUCCUCCAGGCCCAGUGCCGACUGAACUCUGCCCAGGGACGGGGCCUCCCCGGCGGGCACGAGGAGCGGGGGGGGGUUCUCUCUGGAGGAAGCUGUCUUGGAGGGAAGGAAUGUGUCUCCUCUCCAGUGGGGAGGAAGAAACACUCCACAGGGGGUUUCAUCACGGACUUUGAUGUAGCUUAUGGACCCACAAAAAGCACUGCCAGACUGUAGUCAAGGAAACCUCAGAGGAACAUUCCAGAACACCACUGGAAGGUUCUAGAACUGCACAGGAGCAUUCUGGAACCCGCAAGGGUGCUAAUGGAAGGAACUUGCGGUUCUUCCAUGAGCAUUCGGUGGAUUGAGAACGUUCUACCCUGCUAGAACUCUUUAAGCUGCACACACAUCAUGUAGCCUAGUUUCAGGGAACACUGUUUGUUUUUUAAAUGUUUUUAUUCUUGUUUUAAAUAAUGAUGUACUCCGUAUAAUUUCACUAUCACUACCCCCUACCAACCCAAAUGUAUCCUUAGAUACCAGACUGCAGUAGGGAUGGUGUUUACCUGAGUUGUAGUGAUUCAGGUUGUGGUUGAUGGUCAGGUGUGCUGUGGUCCACCUGGUCAGGUUUGGGGAAACAUUAAUUCUUACUAACCAGGGGUUAGAUACGACACAGGUACAGCAUCUCCAUGGAUACAUGAUCUUUUUUUUUGUCAGCUGUGUAUGUUUGUCAGGUGUUAGAUUGGGGAGUCCAGGGGUUAGGGGGACUCAGAACAGAACUAUCUACCAGGGGGAGUCC
Hypomesus transpacificus is the source of this 4190-nucleotide messenger RNA. It is a transcript of the gene gpsm2, whose product is annotated as G protein signaling modulator 2. The record is from RefSeq and is a predicted model, not a curated record. Gene Ontology annotation, molecular function: protein binding; GTPase regulator activity. The transcript is spliced from 15 exons. The coding region runs from base 1467 to 3443 and encodes 658 amino acids. Lineage: Eukaryota; Metazoa; Chordata; Actinopteri; Osmeriformes; Osmeridae.